AUGACCAAUAGGAAAGUAGGCUUGGGGCUGAGACAAGCCGCUGAAGUCCUGUCACCUGACCAGCUAAAGUUCAAUGGCGUCCUCAGCUUCCUCACAAAUCGUGAGGCAUUAUUUAGUGUUGACCUCAAGGUAACCGAGAAUUUUUAUGCUUUUAUUUUGGAGGCAAUGUCUCUGCAAUACCAAAACGUAAUGUUUGCUAAUGUGGAUGUGGACGAGGCUCAGGAGUUGGUCGAAUCAUCUCACAUCAAAGUGCUACCCACAUUUCAGUUUUUCAAGAAAGUCGAUAAGGAAGAUUUUCAGGCAGCCCUGAAGAGUGCUGGAGAGAAGCUUGUAGUGGUUGACUUCUCAGCCACAUGGUGUGGGCCCUGCAAAAUGAUCAAGCCUUUCUAUCAUUCCCUCUGUGAAAAGUAUGGCAAUGUGGUCUUCCUUGAAGUUGACGUGGAUGACUGCCAGGAUGUCGCUUCAGAGUGUGAAGUCAAAUGCAUGCCAACGUUUCAGUUUUAUAAAAAGGGACAAAAGGUGGGUGAAUUUUCUGGCGCUAAUAAGGAAAAACUUGAAGAUACCAUUAACAAGUUAAGUUAAUUAUGCUUCCUGAAAAUGUAACCAGCCAUCAGCUGUGUAAACCUUUUUGUAUUUACAA
Messenger RNA from Echinops telfairi (small Madagascar hedgehog), 640 nucleotides. It is a transcript of the gene TXN, whose product is annotated as thioredoxin. Gene Ontology annotation, biological process: spermatogenesis. The record is from RefSeq and is a predicted model, not a curated record. The coding region runs from base 1 to 582 and encodes 193 amino acids. The transcript is spliced from 7 exons. NCBI's taxonomy places the organism in Eukaryota, Metazoa, Chordata, Mammalia, Afrosoricida, Tenrecidae. Gene Ontology annotation, cellular component: Golgi apparatus.